Messenger RNA from Stomoxys calcitrans (stable fly), 3902 nucleotides. RefSeq names its product slo-interacting protein 1 (gene Slip1). NCBI's taxonomy places the organism in Eukaryota, Metazoa, Arthropoda, Insecta, Diptera, Muscidae. The record is from RefSeq and is a predicted model, not a curated record. Gene Ontology annotation, molecular function: protein binding. The transcript has a single exon. Bases 398 to 3304 code for a protein of 968 amino acids.
AGGCACGUUGCCAUGUCUAAACGGCCACUAUCGUUUUAACAUCGAAAACAUCCGGGAACUCUCAUUUCGGAUACACAAAAGACAUUUUUGGCAACUCUGUGUUUUCCUUUUAUUUUCUUUGUUUCGUCCACCGAAUGAUUGGAGUGAAAAUUCCUAAGUGUGGCAACAUCAUCAGUUUUUGUGUAGAUUUAUUUCUCGGUACAACAUCCAUCAAUCCGUCCAGUUGAGAAAAUUCUUAAUUCUGUGAAAAAAUCCUAUACUCUGAUAAAUAGAAAUCGAAAAAUUCGGAGAAAUCAACAUGGAUAUUUUGUAGGCUUACACCUUUCCUGUUACCAUCAAACGGGAACUUGAAUUUCUUUGUUUUGGAAAGGUAGCUGUGCAGACACACACAGCGGUGAUGGUGGCGAUGAUGAUGGCCAAUCUUAGUUUUGUUCUACUGAAGAUAAAUGACACAGAUAUCGGUCAAUUGCAACAGGAGAAGCGCGACGCUGCUGCUGCCCUCAAUAUUCUAUUGAACAAUGAGUCGGAAAAUGUUGUGCUUCAUUUGAAGCGAAAAGCUUGCUGGAACUUGGCCAGCAAGUGUUUGGUCGAUGACAAUGAUGAAAUCGAGAUAAGUAAGAAAAUAUGCUUCCUAAAGAUACAACCAAAUACCGGGAAUGCUUCCGCGAUAGCGAACAAUGCAGCGCCUUCGUCCACAGAAAUAAUUGUAAAUUUGCAUUUGCCGAACUCAUCGGCAUGUGGGGAGGAGGAUGGUGGCCUUUCAAAGUCGACUCAAACCGAUGACAUGGCUUACUAUGUCCAUGAACAGUUACGUAAUAUGGAAAAGGAUACCGAACGCUUGAUAGAGGAGGAACACAAUUUAUUCGAACAAAGUUUGGCCCCCGAAAUAGAUAUUGAGGAAAUAACGCUGAGGAAAACGCACAGUGACGAAAGACUUGGUUUGACAGUAUGCUACAGUAAUGGCGAGGAGUACGGUGAAAUUGGGGGCGAAGUUGGUGGAAGUGGUGGCAGUGGCGGCAGUGGUAAUGAAAUGUACGGUGGCACUUCUGGCGUGACCGAGGUAUAUAUUAGUGACAUACAUGUCGACAGUGUAGCGGGACGGGACGGUCGUCUACGGCAAGGAGAUCAGAUCUUGCAGAUAAAUGGCAAGGAUAUAACUACCAGAGAGGAGACAGAAACGUUGAUAGCCGAAAACAAUAAUGCGGUGACACUGUUGAUUAGUCGCUACUUGUAUGGUGAAGACGACUUUAAUGACCCCUCUACAAAUGAGGAAGACGAUGAGGUGCUUGUGGUGGAGGAUGACGAGGACGACGAUGAUGAGGAGGAGUUUUAUGAUGAGAACAACAUGACCUAUGUUAAUUGUAUUGCCAACAAUGAGUGCUGCCUAAACAAUGUGGACGACUUUGACAAGGCCAUUAUGUCACAAGUAGAACAGCAAAAGCAGCAGCAGGACAAUACGCAGAACAAUUCUGUCUUGGAGGCCACAUCUGCAACUCUACCAUCCAAUUUGAAUAAACUAAAAGGUGCUAAAAUUGAAAAGAAAUCAUCAAAUUCUUCGAGGAACAAUGUCACAGCGACAACGAAGAAUGCAAGCAACGAAGCAAACAAGGCUACGACGUUGUCGGUGAUAGCGCCCAAAGCCAAUCCCACUGACAAUAAGACAAGCGAUUACUAUGAAUCUGAACAUAUAUAUGAAACUAUUCCCGAAGAUCCAGAGUCAGAGCCAUUCUAUUGCUCGCCUUAUGAUAGUUCAGUAUAUGUCACUGCCAUUGCCUCUUGUUCCUCCUCAACCGCAACUGAUGCUCUGCAACAGCAAAUGCAGCACAAACAGCGUGUGGUUCAGUGGUUGGGCAUUAACUCCUCACAGGGUGUUUGCAAUACUGCCAUACCUCGUCAUUCCCUAAGAAGCAGCAGUGGUUGUGGACGUAGUCUUAAAAAUCGCCAUAAAACAGCUACGGGCGGCACAAUACGAAGUACAAUGACAUCGCUUACCAAUGGUUCAAUUGAUGGCAUUGGUUCGGCGAUGACGUUGCCCGCUUCCCAAGUCGACGACCAGGAUAAUUCGUCAAGCGCUUACAAUACUGGGGGAUCCAACAACAGUGUAUCUCCUCAUUCAUUGUUGCUUAACCCCAAAACACGCACAGAAGCUUACCAAGCUGCAGCAGGUUGUAUGCCACCAAUGGCUUCAGCAUCAUCCAUAGAUGAUGUCAUAGGGAUGCAGCAGCUCUUGCUACAACACAAAAUAGCCUCUCAACAAAAAAUUCUCUCGCCUAAGGAUAAAAACAAAAUAACAAGUCCCAAAAGUGGUAACAAAAUGUCCGUAAUGGAAAUGCAGGGUCAGUCUGCUGUGACUGGAGCAGCCCCAGGAGGAGGAAAACUGGCCAUGUUCACGAAUAGUGAGGCAAGUGCUCAGCGGAGUGCCAUGUUGCCACAGCAUUUACUAAAACAGACAAUCCCUUUGGAUAAGAUGAUGCACCAGCCUUAUUAUCAGCAUCAAAUAGCGGCAACAGGAGCUGCCGAUCAAAUACAUUGCCCCCAAUUCACGGCACCUAAUUUAAGUCAAUACCACUUUGUUAGUAGUCAAGAGGUAAACAAUCUGUCCCUUAAUAACAAAAUACCAAAGUCUUCCCCAGCAAUAGCUGAAACAACCAACAAUAAUUCGAAAAAUAAUGCCGACGAAGAGGAGGCCAUGGUGUGGAAGGUGAAGCGGCGACCGGAUGGAACACGCUACAUAGUACGGCGACCGGCUAAAAGUCGCGUCGUCAAAGAACGCAAUGUUCGUCUGAAUGUGGAACGUCUAAGAGACGAAAAUACCACAACCGAGGAUGAUACAAUGUCCGAAAUAAAAACCGGUCGUUACUGGACCAGGGAGGAGCGCAAGAAACACAUCGAGAGAGCCAAAGAACGAAGGCAACAGCAACAGCUACAGUACCAACAACAGUUGCAGCAGUUACAGCAGCAGAAGAUAACUAUGCCCUAUGAAGAAAAUGCUGCCGAUUUGCAGGACCGCGAGCAAGUGCGACAUGCGAAUUUCCAAAGUUUUACCAGGCAAAAAUACCGACAACACUAUCAACUGCAAUUCAAUUCUGCAGCUCACUCGGAUGCAGUUCAAAAGCAUAAAUCUUCGCUAACCUAUCACAAUGCAUCCACGGCGGGAACAACUGCCGAUGAUGGUACAACAGACCAAGCAGAAGUCGGUGGAAACUUGACGACAAUUACGACAACCACAUCCGCCUCAAAUUUAAUCACGUCCUCGGAACGCAAUAACCUUAAUAGCAAUAUGAUAUCCGUCACAACUGUAUAAAUACAACCUACCUAACCAUUUGCAAUAAUUUUUUUAAAUUCAAUUUCAUGCUUUAAAGCAAAAAAACUCCACUACACACACAAACACAAACCACAAUAAUAGAAACAAUAAUUGUAGAGUUAACUCGAUUUACCUGCUGCGCUUAAUCGACAACCACACAAUAGUAUACAUAACCGAUAUCCCAUUUAUGUAAAAUAUCUAUAUAUCCAGGACCUCUAUACACUACACAUUCACAUAUAGUAUAUUCCAAAAACAGAACAUUUAUGUAUAUGGAUGAUGUACAUAAAUAUAUUAUGAAUUAUGUAUUCCAUAUGUAGACAAAUCAAAGAAUAUAUUUAAAUGAGACAAUGUGCCAAAUUUAAGAACUGUUUGACGAGUUAAUCACGAAUAGCUUCGAGUAUUGAAAGAAUUCUUGUACAUAAAAACUUUAUACACAUAAAUGCAUGAAAGUAAUCGUAAAAUGUUAAUACAACUAUCCAUAAAAUGUAUGGGGGGAAACACAGUAGUGGUGUCUAGUAGUUUGAAUUUUUUUUUAUUAGCUUUUAUCCCAAUACAUAAUAAUUACCAAACUAAAGAGAUAUAUUACAAUAAAUCUUAA